AAAGAGAAACAAACAAGGACUAAUUUUUUUCAAAUAUAGGGAAACAAAUUUUGUCUAUAAUAAGUGGAGUAUAUAUAUAUUCAAUUUUAUUGAUUUUUUUCUUUUCUUUGUCUAUAUUAAUUUCAUUGGAUUAUGAUAUCUCUAUGACAGGUUAUAUUUUGGAAUACUAUAGAAGUCUAAGUGAAUUGAUAUAGGAUUCUAUUGAAUGGAUAUAUUCAUCUUCAUUUAUCUGAUCAUUUUAUUGAACAUUGUUGAAAUUAUCUCACAAACAGUUAGUAAUCAUUCACCAACUUCAAUAUGGUUACAUAAUAAUACUACUAAUAAUAGUAAUGAUUGGAUAACUAAUAAUCUAUCUACAUUAUUCCAAAUAAUCAAUGGAACUAAUCAAAUUAAUCACCAUGGCACCUAUCAUACAAUUAAUAAUAUAUCAAGUACAUCUAUUAUGAAUUUAAUCAAUAGAAUUAAACAAGAUCGAAAUUUAUGGUAG
Molecule: messenger RNA, 487 nt
Organism: Schistosoma rodhaini
Lineage: Eukaryota; Metazoa; Platyhelminthes; Trematoda; Strigeidida; Schistosomatidae
Source: the annotation of a GenBank genome assembly